Molecule: messenger RNA, 1786 nt
Organism: Drosophila obscura
Lineage: Eukaryota; Metazoa; Arthropoda; Insecta; Diptera; Drosophilidae
Gene: al
Product: homeobox protein aristaless
Exons: 5
Coding region: 479-1651 (390 amino acids)
Biological process (GO): regulation of transcription by RNA polymerase II
Molecular function (GO): DNA-binding transcription factor activity, RNA polymerase II-specific; RNA polymerase II transcription regulatory region sequence-specific DNA binding
Source: RefSeq, a predicted model, not a curated record
UUGCGGCACUGACGGAGCCCGGUCAUCGUCUUUCGUGUUCGCGCUCUCUCGGCUCCGUUCCGAUAUAUCAUUCGUGGUUCUUCGUUCUCCGUUCUCCGUUCUCCUCCCGUUGUGUCGUGUGCUGGCGUGGAGUGUCUGGCGUCUUUGGAGGUGUGAACAGCCACUCGCAGAUAAUAGAUCCGAGGCGUAGAGUAUUGUGUAGUAUCCGGCACAGCCCCCCAGAUCUGACAGUACAGAACCCAAAGCCAAAGACUGAUUGACGGAGUGCGGAAAGACCGUCGGCAAGUGCUCUCCUCUCCGAUUGUGUGAACGUAAAGUUCUGUUAAUACCAGGCGAAACAGAAGAAACCGAAGAAGAAAAGAAAGGAGCUCUACAAGGAAGUUAAAACACUGCCCUAGGCGCACACUGAAAUAUACGAAAAUAAGCUGCCUUUGGUGGGAUACUGGAGUACUGGAGUACUGGUGUGCCUUGGUGGAUUAUGGGCAUAUCGGAGGAGAUCAAGCUGGAGGAACUACCGCAAGAAGCCAAAUUGGGGCACCCGGAUGGCGUUGUGGUCGAACGUGGCUCGGUGCUCGUCUCCUCAGCGUCGGCGGCGACGGCCGGGGCCUCGCUAACGGUUUCAAUUUCUGGCGGCGCACCCAGCGGCGCCAGCGGGGGCACCAACAGCCCCAUCUCGGACGCGAACAGUGACUGUGAGGCGGACGAGUAUGCGCCGAAGCGGAAGCAGCGUCGCUAUCGGACAACCUUCACCAGCUUUCAGCUGGAGGAGCUCGAAAAGGCCUUCUCACGCACCCAUUACCCCGAUGUGUUUACGAGAGAAGAGCUGGCGAUGAAAAUUGGCUUAACCGAGGCGCGCAUUCAGGUCUGGUUCCAGAAUCGUCGCGCCAAGUGGCGCAAGCAGGAGAAGGUGGGUCCACAGUCGCAUCCAUACAAUCCUUACCUGCCCAGCGGCGCCGCCAGCAUGCAGACGGUGGUGGGAGCCGCCCUGCCGCCCAAUCCCUUCACCCAUUUGGGCUUCCAGCUGCGCAAGCCCUUCGAUGCCCAACACGCGGCGAAUCUGGCCGCCUUCCGCUACCCGCAUCUCUCGGCAGCGCCCAUGAUCCCAUCCGGCUACUUCAAUCAGUUCCAGCGAGCUCCUCCUCACAUGCUGCCACCGGGCAUGGCCGGGAUGUACUCGCCCUCCAGCUCCUUCCAGUCGCUCUUGGCCAACAUGACGGCAGUGCCGCGCGGCCCACCCCACAUGCCGCCAAUGGGUGGCAAGCCCAUGCUGGUGGGAUCGCCCGACCUUCACUCGCCCACCUCGCCCGACUCUGGCGCCUCGCAGCAUCAGCAUCAGCCUCCACCACAGCAGCAGCAGCAGCCACCACACGCCCAGCCCUCGCAGCUGUCGCCCCAGCAACUGGUGGGGAUAUCUCUCACCCACCAGGUGCCCUGCGGCUCGCCCACACAGACGUCGCCCGUGGCCCUGACCCUGUCCCACUCGCCGCAGCGCCAACUGCCGCCGGCACAGCUUGCGCCGCCCCGUUCAUCCACGCCGCCCGAGGAUCGACGCACUUCCUCGAUUGCCGCCCUGCGACUGAAGGCGCGCGAGCACGAACUGAAGCUGGAGCUGCUGCGACAGAACGGUCAUGGCAACGAUGUCGUCAGCUAGCUGGGGGCGUGCCCCAAGCUCCCAAGUCCAAGUGCAAGACAUUUGCUGGUUCACUUUAGUCGUAAGCGAAUAAGUUAUUUCAUUGUAUGUGCAAGUAUUUAACACGGAAUUUUCGAAAAUAAAUUCACAAAGUAA